Molecule: messenger RNA, 3136 nt
Organism: Saccostrea echinata
Lineage: Eukaryota; Metazoa; Mollusca; Bivalvia; Ostreida; Ostreidae
Exons: 25
Coding region: 87-2537 (816 amino acids)
Biological process (GO): protein deubiquitination
Molecular function (GO): cysteine-type deubiquitinase activity
Source: RefSeq, a predicted model, not a curated record
UAGUCAAACUACGGAAUUGCGUUCACAAAAUUUGCCUCUCCUGCUUUGAAAAUUACAUCGUAGACGUUAAGAACAGAAGACAGUCCAUGCAUCUCGAUUUAUCAAUGACGAUGACAAAGUGCUUUCAUUCUAGUUGUAAAAAGGAAGUUCCUACAGCAUGCCUUAGAGCAAUAAGUAUGGCAAUCAAAGGAGAGCCCAUUGCUGUUGUAAUGUACUUACAAUUCCCUAAAGGGAAAGGAAAAUGUUCUUUGUGUGACCAGGAAGAGGUGUAUAUUGAAUUAGCUAUCUGCAAACAUGGCGCAUGUAAAUCUUGCGUGAUGAAAAUGUACAACAAAUCAAAGAACGGGUUUGUUAAAUGUGAAUAUUGGCUUUGUGAUCAACGUGUUCCUGAGGUGUGUUUGAAAAGAGUUUUCAACGACCAAUUACUUCUUAAGAUUGAUACAAAUUACUUUGAUGAGAUAAGCAAGAAAGACGAUAUCACCAGAAAAGUUCAGAUCAAUCCAGAUGACAGUUUAGAUGUAGGCAGUUCAAAGGCACUCGAUGGUCAGCAUGAAACAGACCAUAUGGAGACAGAAAGAGUUAUUGAUUUGCUUUGUCCAUCAUAUGGAGAAAGACUGUCUUGCAGCUAUUGUUCCAGAAUGGCUGUCAUAAAGUUUUCUGAGUGUCGCCAUGGUUGGUGUUUACGAUGCCUCAAAUUCUUGACCAAAACUCAAAAAGAUGACAAAAUGCAUUGCAAAUAUUGCACAUCGUGUGGAAGCAUUGGAAAUGUUAGACGAUUCAUCAGAAACUGUGAAACAGAUGGAUUGUUGGUUCCUUCUUAUCUUAAACCAAUAAGUGGAACUACAUCAUGUUACCUUUGCAGAAAAAGAGAGGCAAUACUGGAAGGAACUGAAUGUGGACACAGGUUUUGUGAUUCCUGUUUGAACUUAAGCACCAGACUUCAAAUGAUGACUUCAAAGUGCCCAGCAUUGGGAUGCGAAUCUGUUGAAUAUUAUCAAGCAAAUGAAAAGAAAGGCAAACAAAUUGCAAUUCAACCAUCCAAGUGUGUUUGCUGCUCAAAAAUGGAGGCAGCUGAUCUGAUGACGGAAUGCGGCCAUGCUUCAUGUAAAAACUGUAUCCAAAGUAUAUUUCCUUGUCCAAUUAAAACCUGCAAAAGCUUCAUCGAUAGCGCAACCUCAGAAUUUUUGUCAAAACACAUAAUCAGCAAUAAGGGCAUGUUAUUUAUUGGUAAACAAGUUAAAACUCGAGAUGUCUGUUGUAUGUGUUCUGGGGAUCAAAAAGCAAGCAAGAGUGAAGAAGUUGUGCAGAUUCGAAGAUGCAAUCAUCUUAUUUGCACCAAUUGCUUAACAAAACUUAAAGAAAAGUGCAAGGGAACUGGAAUAUCUACUUGCCCUUCUGAUGGUUGCUUGGAAUUAUUCUUUAUACCCCAAAUGGCGCCAUCUCAAUUACAGACAGAAGAUUAUAUUGGAUCUGAAGAGAACAGCAAUCCAGCAGCCAUUUUGUAUGAAAAAGCAACCAGUUCUGGUGGUGCGAUGAAAGUCAUAGGGAAAGUGAAAAGCUACUUAUUCCCGUCCUUGAAAGUCGAUGAUUAUAGGGUCAAACAAAACGGAUUACCAAAUCUUGGUCUAAGUUGCUACAAAAACAGUGUCCUUCAGGUUCUAGCAGAAACUCCAAAUUUCUUUUCUAUGCUUAGAAGCAUGAAUACACAAAGUAAAGAAAAUUGGACAUUUACGCUCUCUGAAAUUCUUUGGCGAGUUUUGAAAGAGAGUUCGUCGAAACAAGAUAUCGAAGAUUGGCUUCUUAGAUUCCAGGUUGAAUUUGCAAGCAUCGACAAUUCAUUCGUGGAGUAUACACAGCAUGAUAGUCUAUCAUUUCUCACUAGUAUUUUGAGUGGAAUUACCGAUGAAGCUCUGAGGAGGGAAAAAGAAGGUUUGGAUAAGGUUAUUGAUCCGACUGACAUCUUUAGAGGUACAAUGCACGAUCAAUACACAUGCUGCAAUUGCAAAAAGAAAGAACAUCAUGGAGAAAGCACGUUUUUUUCAUUACCGUUACCAACCGUGAAAACUGACAAUCCAAAGAUUGGAGAAUGCUUGUACCAGUUUUUUGAUUCUGAAAUAAUUAAAGAUGUAUUCCCUUGUUCACACUGUAAACACCACACUGUACAAAAAGAAAUACAAAUUAAGAAGUAUCCUGAUGUUUUAGUUUUGCAGCUAGGAAUGAUAUAUGAGAACAUGGAUUAUUUCGAAAGGGUACAAAGAACUCCGAAGUUUUGGGAAACUUUUGCAGGACUUUCAAAUAAUAUUCAUCUUGGUAAAAUAAACAAAGAAGAAUUUUCGAAAUACAAAUUGUAUGGCGUGAUAGUCCAUAGUGGAGGAUUAACAGGUGGCCAUUACUACACUUACGUCAAAAAGAUGAACGAUGAGAAUUGGGAACGUCGAGAUGACAGUUAUGUUCGACAAGUGAAGCUAAAGGAGGUUCUUCUCAGUGAAGCAUAUAUUUUGUUUUACCACAAAAUUGAGAAAGCUUCUCCCGUGUAAUUAAAACAUACGUAUGUCGAUUUUUUUCCGUAUAACAAGGAUUUUACCGUGGUAUGCUCGAUAAAGACUAUAACAAAAUUGAUCUAAAGGUCAUUGAUCUUCCCUUCUCUCUCUCUCUCUCUCUCUCUCUCUCUCUCUCUCUCUCAUCGCCGAAAUAUGGCUGAAAUAUUGCCGACUCGGCGUUAAACAAUAAUAAUCAAUCUCUCUCUCUCUCUCUCUCUAAAUGUUAACGUAAAUUAUUUAUGUAAAACCAUAAUACCCAUCUACAAAAAAGUGGAAAUGAUUUUGGAUUUUUACAGUGAUGAGAAAGUUAAUUUUGGAUAAAAACAAACUUAGGACUAAAAUAUGAUAAGAAAACUUUGGUAGACAGUGAAUAUGGAUAGUACAUCGAAUUUAAACGUUAUUUCUUUUUUAUUUAGUCAAUGUUCAUGCUUAUUUUCUAUUUCAUCUUGUUUGUGACAACCACUUUUAUAGAAAAUAUGUAAUUUACUUACGAGCGUCACCUUCUUCCGAGAACUGCUACUUUUGGAUCUUUUGAAAUGUGCUUAUGUUUACUUCUUUCUUGAAUACCUGAUAAAUAAAGGUUGACAAAUCUAUAA